Molecule: messenger RNA, 660 nt
Organism: Striga hermonthica
Lineage: Eukaryota; Viridiplantae; Streptophyta; Magnoliopsida; Lamiales; Orobanchaceae
Source: the annotation of a GenBank genome assembly
AUGGCGGUGAGGAAUGCACUGCUGACGUAUCUCAGAGUGAACGUGAGCCCUCUGCCUCUGUUUCAAAACCCUAGAGCCGGCGUCGGCGGUAUGCCGCAGCUCAUCAGGCGCCAUUUCUCGGACGAGGCGAAGGGCUCUUUCCUCGAUAAGUCUGAGGUCACCGAUCGUGUACUUUCCGUUGUUAAGAACUUUCAGAAAGUCGAUCCUUCGAAGGUUACCCCGAAUGCGCAUUUCCAGAAUGAUCUUGGACUGGAUAGUUUGGACUCUGUUGAAAUUGUGAUGGCCCUUGAAGAAGAAUUCGGCUUUGAGAUUCCGGACAAUGAAGCAGACAAAAUUAACUCAAUCAAUCUUGCCGUUGACUUCAUUGCCCGUCGAGCCUUCAUCGAUAUAUCGCCGGCGAUCUACCUCAGCCGUGAACGUUGCCGGAGAAGAGAACCCCGUAACCUCUGUUCGCACGUCUUAACAGGUCCAGAAACGCCACCAGCUUCUUCAGUCGUCGGUGGCAGAGAAGUGUCGGAAGUCCCCAAUUUUUGUCGCGCUGUGAAGAGCAGCGGGUUCCAACUUUUCGUUCGAUUUCCCAGUCAGCCCUCGCCGGCGAACUUGAGAGUGGCCGUCCGUUCACCCCACAACAAGCUCCGUCAAUUUUUUCUCAGUCGGUGA